AUGACCGCCUCCAAUAGCCAACAAGGCGGUGCCUUUGGCAUCACGAAGGCCAAGUUGAUGAUAGUAGCCUCGCUGGUUUUCACAUGGUGGUUCGCGCACCUCCUUCCCCACUACCAAAGCACGAUCCGCGAACAAGUCUCGGCCGUUGCCACGACCGUUACCUCGCGCCUCCAAGAAGCCCGCCAGCGGGUACCCGCUAUGAAAGUCGACUGGACCGUACCGGAAGAGCCCCGGGCCGAUUUUGAUGCGUCCAAGGUGGCUAUGAUCAUUGAACCGCGCGCCCUGCCUCACCUCGUACCGCUCAUUCUACACAUGAUCUCGGUCGUCCCACCCGAGUGGCGCUUCGUCUUCAUUGGCUCCGAAGAGAGUGUUUACAGCCUCAACCGCGCUUACGCCAUCAAGAACCAGCAGGUUAUCGGCAAACUCGAUCUUCUCGUCCUGCCUGAUCCGUGGACCAUCACCAACAAGGAAAUGGUAUUUCGCAUGCUUACCGACAUGCGCUUCUACGACGAGUUCCUACCGGGCGUCGAGUGGAUCCUUAAAUACGAGUCAGACAGCAUCCUCUGUGCUAACUCGCCAAAGAGCCUCAAUGACUGGCUUGAAUGGGCCUGGGCAGGCGCGCCGAAGGACCCCAACGACCGCUUUUCCGGUAACGGUGGCCUGUCGCUCCGCAAGGUAGCGGCCAUUCGCAGAAUUCUCGGCUUCCAGGCUCGGUACAACAACUCUGAGCCCGAAGAUGAAUGGUUCGGUCGUCGCCUGUACGUGCUUCCCGGUGAGAAGGUCACCUCUGGCCUCACCGCCCUCGCUGUCGAGGGUGUCUACGUCGAAAAGCCAAUGGGCUUCCACGUUGCCAAUAGCGGCCAAAACCUCCCUGAUGCAGUAUGGAAGGACAAGGCCCAGCGGAAGGAGAUUUUCGAUUACUGCCCAGAAUUGGCGAUGAUCAUGGAUAUGAAACUGGAGCGGGAGCGCUGCGAAGGAGACGACCACGAAGGUAAUAUCGCGGCGCGGAGCAGCUAG
This is a messenger RNA of Grosmannia clavigera kw1407, 1017 nucleotides long. RefSeq lists its product as uncharacterized. The coding region runs from base 1 to 1017 and encodes 338 amino acids. NCBI's taxonomy places the organism in Eukaryota, Fungi, Ascomycota, Sordariomycetes, Ophiostomatales, Ophiostomataceae. The transcript is spliced from 3 exons. The record is from RefSeq and is a predicted model, not a curated record.